GAAGGAGGGAGGAAGGAGGGAGGAAGGAAAGGGAAGGUCCUGCCUUCCUUCAGACGGAGUUAAACCAGUUUUAGGCCACAACUUUUCUUUAAUGUUGCCGUAAUAACUCCGUAGUUUCAGGCCACACAGCGAAGCCAGCGGGCUGCCGGGACCCGCGGGGUGACGGACGGCGACAUGUCGGAGGGAUCCGGGGCCGCCUGGAUGUGACUGAGAGGAGGAUGGAGGGAGAGAAAGAGAUGGCAGAGGAGGAGAAGGAGGAGGAGGAGGAGGAGGAGGAGAAAGAGCUUCAUCAUCACAUCGCAGCGGCGCCCUCUGUGGACUACCCGGACCUUCCCAUCAUGCAUUGGGAGGACUUGAGCCAGCGGAUAGCUGAGUUGGAGAAACAGGAGCAGGAGAGGAGGGAAAGGUCGAAGAGGGGGACGGGGGUGAGGAUGCAGGAGAGUCAGGGGGGAGUGUGGAGAGACGUCUGGGAGGAAGAGGAGGAAGACUUCAGGAGGUGUCGAGUCUCUGUCGUCACGUCGCGAUUUCACAACCACAGAAACCUGCAGCUGUGCUUCAUCAACAACAGCGACAGCGAAGACGAGGAGGAAGGAACCAACAGAAAGGUUUCCAUGGGAACGGGGGGCAACGGUUGCCAUGCCGCUGGGCUGAAACAGGAAGUGGCCACCGCUCUGAGGACGCUGAGAGACAAACUGCUGGCUGAGCAGAAGGAGAAGGAGCAUCUGGCAGGCAGCAGCGGUGUUGCCAAGCGGAAACAUCUGGAGCUGUGGGAGCUGCAGGAGUGUUCGGUGCAGCAGCUCAGCAGCUUGAGAGCAUCACUUCAACAGGACGUGCACGCACUGAGCUCCGAGCUGGUGACCCACCUGUUGGUACGAGACCAGCUGAGGACGAAGCAGGACGCCAUGCUGCUGGACGUCCAGGACCUGACCUAACACCAGGACCACAGACUGGACGGUCCACACAAACAAACAAGUUUCCCCCACACCAAUGUAAACAUUUGGCCACUCCAGGACCAGGUCGGGCUGCUCGUCCAUGUCAGCCCAGGAGACAUUUACUUCAACAAAACGUUAGCUGACCUGCUAAUUUAUUGAAACUGACAAAUCCCUAGCAUUCAAGGCAACAAAGAGGGAGACACGACUGGACGGUCAGGUUAAAGUGAAAUUUAAUCACCGCAUGGCAUCGCUCCGACUACCAGAUUGACGGCAAAUGACAAAACUUGAAACUAACAGCAGUUAAUGUCGUAGACAGGAUGAGACUGCAACACACGUCCAAAGGAAAGUUCAUAUACGAGUUGGUACGUGACAGCAGGUUGAUAUGAAUCGACGAGAAGUCUAUUUCGAACAGACAGAAAGUCACUGUUUCAAAUAAACAAAGGAGCAAAGACUUCCGUUGGAUUGUUGGGAAGCCAAAUCCGUACGUCAACGUCUCCAGUCUUCUGGCUGGCGAGGGCAGUGUUGAACCAGCCGGGUCUACGAGGCCUGUAAAACAUCAACAAGAAAGACAGACGCAACACGCCGCUUGGAUUUUGUCAGAAUUUCUUCUAAACUGCACUCAGCCAUUUAAUUCACUUAGUGCUUUGGUCUACCUGUUGAGCUACUCAGGAUCUGUGUUGUCAAGUUUGGGGUCCAGUUUGAGUUGUAUUGUACCUGGAAAUGAAGGCAGAGGCUCAGAACGGAAGGAGAAGAAGUGGUCGUGAUUUGAUGGAGGACGGUCAGGAGGGAAGCCUUCUUCCUCAGAAAUGAAUCCGUCCUCUCUGGUGCCACCAGGGUGGUGACACCAGUAUACAUAAGAAAUUUACAUACACUAAAAACGAUGGGUUAGAUUGGGCGGCCAGUUCUUACAGUCACUUUUCAUGCAUGGAUUAUUAGCAGGUGUGUGAAUGACGGGGACAAAAUGUGGUGUUGAAUCAGUCAGUUUACUUCACAGAAGCCUCUUUCAGACAUGCAGCUUUUUUGAUAUCAGAUUGUUGUUCGAUCUGCCCAAGAUGCGUGACGGUCAAGGUCAAAAAUUAGCAGCACUGGUUCAGCAUGACUUGGAGUCAGCAUCUUCAAGCCUGAGGUCAAUGUUCUCUGCCGGAAAAUGGUGGUUUGCUCCCUCCAGUUCAAGUAUCUCGGGGUCUGAGGGUAAAAUGGAGCGACAUGCGGAUCGGUGCGGCGUCAGCAGUAACGAAGACGUUGUACUCGACCGUUGUGGUCCAGAGGGAGCCGAGCCAAAAGGCGAAGCUUUCGAUUUACCCGUCGAUCUACGUUCCAACCCUCGCCUGUGGUUGUGAGCUUUGGGUAAAGAAGGAGAUCGCGGAUACAAGCGGCCAAAAUGAGUUUCCUCUGUCGGGUGUCUGGGCUCCGCCUCAGAGAGAAGGCGAGGAGCAUCUGAUCGGGAUCCUCCUGGACGCCUUCCUUUGGAGGUUUUCCGGGCACGUCCAAGUGCUAGGAAACCCCGGGGUGGACCCAGGACACGCAGGAGAGAUUAUGUAUGUCAUCUGGCUUGGGAUCCUCCAGGAGGAGCUGGAAAACGUUGCUGGGACUGCCGCCGCCGCCGCAAUCCGACCCCGGAUAACAGGCCGAAAAUGGAUGGAUGGUUCCAAAAUGCUAACUGAACCAGAAUGUGCACAAUCAGCAUCUUGAAGACGUGUUGGGCCGACGUAAUGUAUUAAACACACAAAAAAAACAAAAAAAAAAAA
Messenger RNA from Siniperca chuatsi (mandarin fish), 2680 nucleotides. RefSeq names its product schwannomin-interacting protein 1. The transcript has 7 exons. The record is from RefSeq and is a predicted model, not a curated record. Gene Ontology annotation, cellular component: cell junction; plasma membrane. Lineage: Eukaryota; Metazoa; Chordata; Actinopteri; Centrarchiformes; Sinipercidae. Bases 219 to 932 code for a protein of 237 amino acids. Gene Ontology annotation, biological process: positive regulation of hippo signaling.